UGGGAUGGGGCAUUGGGGCCGAGUUGAGCCGAGCCGGUUGAAGCGUGAGUAACAGCAGAAAGCCCUGCACAGUCGAUAAAACACAUUCGAAACGAACAGCAGCGGUAGCGGUAUAAUAAUCAACGUAACGCUUACGAUACGAUACGCCGGCAAUUGCAAUGCCAAUUUCAUUCCAUUCAUAUUCAUUCAUGCGACUGUGAGACGGUGAAAAACGGUGUGCUGGGCCUCGGCGGCCGAUUUGUUUAGUCUGUGCCUGUGUCUGUUGUCUGCCUUUUGGCUUUCGGAAAGCUCUGCUGUCUGGCAGCACUUUCUUUUCGUGCUCACCCGAUCCUUUCUUCUGACUUCACUUGGCACUGGUGGCUUUCAUUUUCGAUCGGUACCCCGACUCCCGACCCUGCAUCGACCGGUUCAGCUUCUUCGAUUGUCUGAGGCAUUACUUAAUCCAUUCCAACACUGAUGUAAUCGUAGUCCUGGUUAGCAUGAGAUUUCUGGGCCUGGAUUUCGUCAUGUUGACAUCGCUGCUGCUGCUGCAGGUGAUGGCCAUUCGACAGUCGCGCGAAAUCAUCAUUACAGAUGCGGUGCGACGUAUUCAGCACGACGGCUACAAUGUGGAGGAACACAGGGUGGCUACAAAGGAUGGCUACGUGUUGACUCUGCAUCGUAUACCGCAGGUGGAUCCGAUCCACGGUCAGGUGCUUCGACGACCCGUUGUCUUUCUGCUCUCCGGCCUGUAUGCCUCUUCGGAUGUUUGGUUGUUAAAUGGACGAGAAGAUUCGCUAGCUUAUCUAUUAUGGCGCGCCGGCUAUGACGUUUGGCUGGGAAACAACAGGGGCAAUAUUUACUGCCGUCACAAUCUCUGGAUGAACACCACGGAGCGUGAGUUCUGGAAUUUCAGUUGGCACGAAAUGAGUGUCUACGACAUGCCUGCCCAGAUAGAUUACAUUCUGCGAUCGAGCAGUGUGCCGAAAAUGCAUUUUGUGGGCAUCUCACAGGGUGGCACCGUGUUCCUGGUGCUAAACUCUAUACUGCCGCAGUACAACGCAGUUUUCAAGACUGCCACACUCUUGGCCCCGGUGGCCUAUGUGAGUAACACAAAGAGCGGAUUGGCCAAGGUCAUAGGGCCGAUUCUGGGUACUCGCAAUUAUGUAUCCAAAAUGCUCGAGGGCGUCGAGAUGUUCUCGACCAAUAAGUUCUUUAAGAAAUUUCUCUCCAUGACCUGUCUGGAGAACGAGAAGCCCUUGGUGUGCAUCACUCGGCUUUGGCCAGCCGUAGGCUACGACACCCGUUUCCUCAACAAGACUCUGCUGCCUGAUCUAAUGGCCAAUUUUCCGGCGGGGGGCUCGGUAAAGCAAUUGAUGCACUACUUCCAGGGUUAUGUGUCGACCAAGUUUCGACAGUAUGACUAUGGGCCGGAGCGUAACUGGCUGCACUAUCAGCAGCUGGAGCCCCCCGAAUAUGCUCUGGAGAAUGUGACCACGCCCAUUACGAUAUUCUUCUCGGAGAAUGAUUAUAUUGUUGCCCCGGCUGACAUUUGGCGGUUGGUGUCACGUCUGCCAAACGUGGAGGCCGUAUACAAAGUUCCCUGGAAGCGGUGGAAUCACUUUGACUUCAUCUGUGGACUGGGAGUGCGAGAAUAUAUUUUCGACAACAUCGUUAUCUCCAUGAAUCGCUAUGAGCGACGCCGUCGCUGACCGUCUCUUAGCAGGAGCACAACUAGAACGACUUACCAAGAGUGCCAAAAACAGAACAAUUUGAGAAACUGAAUCUGCAGUUGUACCGACUGAUUAAGUAAUAUAGACUAUAGUCCCUUUUUUUAUUACAACUUAGAUCUAAGGCUCCAAAAACGAUUCAUUAAAAAAAAAGUUAUUAUUUCAA
Molecule: messenger RNA, 1875 nt
Organism: Drosophila willistoni
Lineage: Eukaryota; Metazoa; Arthropoda; Insecta; Diptera; Drosophilidae
Product: lipase 3
Exons: 3
Coding region: 480-1691 (403 amino acids)
Biological process (GO): lipid metabolic process
Molecular function (GO): hydrolase activity, acting on ester bonds
Source: RefSeq, a predicted model, not a curated record